UACUUGGGGUUCCCACUUCCACUUCAACACAUUCUCACACUCUCUUGUUUUUUUCACUUUCCUGGAAAAUCUCUCCAAGAAUAUCCCACCAAGUUUUUGUUUUUUUUGUUCUAUUGCUCUCUGUUAAAUGUUUCAACUUUCCCAGAGAAUUUCAGUUCUUGUUAAUUAACAAGAAAUACCCACUUCUCUCUUAUCUGUUUCUCGGUUAAAAAUUUCAACUUUUCCGGAAAGCUUUUUCAUUUUCUUGCUAACAUUCACACUCUCUUGUUUUUUUCACUUUCCUGGAAAAUCUCUCCAAGAAUAUCCUACCAAGUUUUAUUUUUUUAUUUUUUUGUUCUAUUGCUUUCUGUUAAAUGUCUCAACUUUCCCAGAGAAUUUCAGUUCUUGUUAAUUAACAAGGCAUACCCACUUCUCUCUGAUCUGUUUCUCCGUUAAAAAUUUCAACUUUUCCGGAAAGCUUUUUCAUUUUCUUGCGAAUUUACUAUAAUCUCAAAAGAUUCAAUGUCGACAAGAGAGGUCUCAGCUAUGAUCAAACAAGGCUUUAUUUCAGACCAAACACUCUCAUUUUCUCCGUCAAGAACCACCGCAACACCAUCAAGACUCUACUCUCCUUCCUCUUCGCCACCACCAGCAUCAACGCAACAAUCCCAUCCCCAACUCACCGAGUCAAUUCGACACAGUCAUGCUCAACCAACCCACCACCCAACUCUCUUCGAAAUGAUGUCCCAGGAACAGAUACACGAGACCAACAAACCCAUCAAAUCCCAAUCAAGAAUCUUUAAACUUUUAUCAGACUUUAGAAAUCCUAAAGGCCCUGGUAAUGGUUUGAGUUAUGUUGAGCUGGGACCAGGUGAUGUGAGGCUCACAGUGGUUGGUAAAGAUGGGUUUAGAGUGUGCAUGGAUGUGCACAAGAAAAUUUUGGCUGAAAAGAGCAGGUUUUUUGCCGAAAAAUUGGCGAGAAAAGAUAAAGAAAACAGAGAGAUUUUGCAUACGGUGGAGAUAAGCGAGUGUGAUGAUGUGGAGGUGUAUGUGGAAACAGUGGUGUUGAUGUAUUGUGAGGACUUGAAGAAGAGACUGCUUGGUGAGGAUCUUGACAGGGUCUUGGCUUUGCUCAAGGUCUCUGCCGCAGUCAUGUUUGAUACUGGAAUUAUGUCAUGCUUGGAGCAUUUGGAAGCUGUUCCAUGGUCCGAGGAUGAUGAAGAGAAAGUCAUAUCCGUUCUCAGUGAACUUGAUCUUCAAGACUCUGCAGCUGAAGUUCUGCAGCGACUAACAUCUGAACCAUCAACAUCUACUAGAGCUGAUGACAUCUUCUUGAAACUGCUGAGUGGUGUUCUACAAGCCAAAGAUGAUAAAGCCCGUCGAGAGAUGAAAACUGUAAUUUCUCGUUUACUUAAAGAAGAUGCAUCUGGCUAUGACAAUGUCUCUAAAGAUACCCUUUAUAGUCUCUGCCAUAGAUGUCUUAGUUCUCUGAUCCUCUGCUUAUCAGAAGCUACAGGUAUAGAUGAUAGCAGACGGGAUAGAGGAGUUUUAAUGGCGGAAAUAGCUCGAGAAGCUGACAAUUUGCACUGGAUUGUUGAUAUCCUAAUUGACAAGAAAAUAUGUGAUGAAUUUGUUAAAGUAUGGGCAGAUCAAAAAGAGCUUGCCAUUCUUCAUUCUAAGAUUCCUACCAUGUAUCGACAUGAAAUUAGUAGAAUCACUGCCCAACUAUGUAUUGCGAUUGGCAGAGGACUUAUCUUGGUGCCAAAAGACACCCGGUCUUCUUUGCUAUCCACAUGGUUGGAAGCUCUAUAUGAAGAUUUUGGAUGGAUGAAAAGGGCUUGUAGAUCUGUAGAUAGGAAGUUGGUUGAGGAUGGUCUGAGCCAGACAAUUCUUACCCUGCCAUUGCUACAACAGCAGGCUAUUUUGCUUAAUUGGUUUGACCGGUUUCUUAAUAAAGGGGCUGACUGUCCCAAUAUUCAGAAAGCAUUUGAGAUCUGGUGGAGAAGAGCUUUUAUUAGGCAAUAUUCGGCCGAGCAGGAUAGCUCCCAUUUGCAAAUAACUGUUUGCGAUUAUCCAAAAUAAACGGUAUGUCAAACAAUCUACAGAAAGUUAAAAGCAUAUUUGUACAUAUGAAGUGACAUUCUUUUUACCCAUAAAUUUCUCUUUUUUAGAUCCAUUUGGACUUGGGUUUCUAUUUCUUGUGAAUUUUAUAUUUUAUAUGCAGAGAGGCCUUGUAACAUGUAUGGAUAAGAGCAUUGGAGAUCAAUAAAUUUUGUAAGUUAUAUUUGCUUUAUUAUGUCGUUGUUUUUGUAUUAUAAACUGCACAAAAAGAAAAAGCUCGUGGCCUCUCAAUGCUUGAGAAUGUAUAUUCUGUGUAAAUAUCUAGAGGUGGUGGCAGACGAGAAAGAUUACAUGUAGUGGGUGUCAUGGCACUGGCAGACUGAAAUGGACCUUAAUUGUAGAGCUGCAUAAGAUUGGCUCUGCAAAAUUAUGGUUCUUUAUCUGAGUGAAUUUUGCUUGGAAGAUUUGUUCAGAAAGUGCCAUUUUUUAAUCAAAUUCAGAAACCUGUCAUAAGGAGCAGCUCAUGUACA
This is a messenger RNA of Pistacia vera, 2570 nucleotides long. RefSeq names its product BTB/POZ domain-containing protein At5g60050. Bases 502 to 2061 code for a protein of 519 amino acids. The transcript has 2 exons. Lineage: Eukaryota; Viridiplantae; Streptophyta; Magnoliopsida; Sapindales; Anacardiaceae. The record is from RefSeq and is a predicted model, not a curated record. Gene Ontology annotation, molecular function: protein binding.